Moneuplotes crassus is the source of this 1166-nucleotide messenger RNA. The record is from the annotation of a GenBank genome assembly. NCBI's taxonomy places the organism in Eukaryota, Ciliophora, Spirotrichea, Euplotida, Euplotidae.
UUUAGAUUAAUUAUUUUAGAAAAUGAGCCAGAAAAGUGCUCAAAAAGACCAGACUCCUUUAUCUGAUAAAAACUACCAACUCCUUGAAAUCGAAGACCAAUCUCCCCCAGCUGCCACCAAGAACGCUCACAACGUAAGCCAUCCCUCCAAGAUCUCUAUGUCUCUCCUAGAACCUUCACAUGUGGUUGAGGUUGAAGAAGAGCAUCAUUAUGAGCAGUCUUAUGUUAAAGGAGUGGUGAUGAUGCUGACAACUACCUUGAUUUGGACUGUCCUGCAUGUUUCUACCAAAUAUAUGUUCACAGUAUCUCCAGAGAUGAGUCCCCUGGAUUUGAUCUCAGUGAUGGGUUACUCCUGAGUCCCUUGUUUCUACCUCUACGCAAAGUAUAAGAAUGUGAACGUAUAUCUUUUCAACUUCAAACCGAAAGUUCAGCUAGUUAUAGCUAUUAGAGUUGUGGUUGGUCUCUCCAAUAACUUUUGCUUAUGGUAUGGCUUUCAAUAUAUCUCCAUUGGAAAAGCAAUUUUGAUCUGGAGCUUGAGCCCGUUGUUCUGUGCUAUCACAGCUGCUAUCUUUUUGAAGGAGAAAAUAACGUAUCAGAGUAUUGGGUUGAUCUUGAUCUCGAUUGUAGGAGUUUACUUGCUGACCUUAAACAAAUCAGAUGAUCCUAAAGUUGCCUCAAAUGAAACCUUAGGAUAUUGUCUUGUGGUCGCCUCAGCAUUCCUGUAUGCUCUAUUAUUUGUGCUUCUGAGAACAAUGAGCAUCAAUGGAGUUCAUGCUUUUGUAUCACCCUUGUAUUUCGGAACAGGAGUGCUUAUCCAGAAUAUCAUCAUUUUUAUUUUCUUCCCAGGUGCAUUUCACUUCUCAGCUUAUAUGGACAAAGCAGUUAAUGCAUUAACUCUUCUCUUAAUUAUGAUCGGUUGAGUUGUAGGCCAAUACACUUGGAUGACCGCUAUCCAAUAUGCUCCCGCUUCCAAGCUCUCUCCUAUCGGAUACAGUGAGAAUGUGCUGACAAUCUUGUCAGACAUCGUGAUCUUCAACUACCACUUCAUCAUGACCGACUUCUUGGGUAUUGCCAUAAUUAUCCUGUGCUUGGUGACCCCUCUCAUGCUGAAAUCUUCUGAAUAACCAAUUACUGCAGAAUUUAAGAGUUAAGAUAUCUGGAUUUCAA